AUGCAAGAUCAGAAGAACAGAAGCCGGAUCACCGAAUUCAUUCUCCAAGGAAUUUGGGUUAUUCCAGAGAUGCGGAUUCCAUUUUUUCUUCUGUUUUUACUGAUUUACAUCUUUACUGUCACAGGAAAUCUGCUCAUCUGUAUAGUAAUAAGUAUCGAUCAUAAGCUUCAUACACCUAUGUAUUUUUUCUUAUGCAACUUAUCAUUUUUGGAUUUCUCUUAUGCAUCAGUCAUUCAACCAAAGUUUCUCUCUAUACUCUUGCUGGACAAUCAUUUCAUAUCAUUUGCAGCCUGCAUGACACAAUUUUAUAUCUUUUUGUCUUUGGCUGUCGCCGAAUUUUUCUUUCUUACUGCUAUGGCUUAUGACCGAUACGUAGCGAUCUGUAAGCCCCUACAAUACUCCGUUUUAAUGAAUAACACAAUCUGUUUUAAAAUAGCUGCUGCUUGUUGGAUAGCUUGCUUCUUUGAACCUUUGACACAUUUAAUAGUUGUCAUUCAUCAACCAUUGUGUAGGUCACAAAUUAGUCACUUCUAUUGUGACUAUUCUGCGUUAUUGAGACUUUCUUGCACUGACACAUUUAGUAUUGAACUAAUGACUUAUGUUUUUGGCUCAGUGGUUGCGCUACCUGCUUUUUCACUUACUCUUGUGUCCUAUGUUUACAUUAUCUCCACUAUCAAAUCAAUGCACUCCACAGAGGGCAGACGAAAAACCUUCUCCACAUGUGUGCCCCAUAUUACAGUUGUUAUCCUUUUCUAUAGUACUCUUCUCAUAAUGGCUAUGAGACCUUCUGCACAAUAUUCGUCAGUGCAAAAUAAAGCAAUCUCACUUUUGUAUGCCAUUCUCAUUCCAGCAGUCAACCCUUUUAUUUAUACCCUGAGAAACAAGGAUGUUAAAGUAUCUUUAUAUAAAAUCAUCAUGAAAAUUAUACGUUGCUGA
Molecule: messenger RNA, 936 nt
Organism: Bombina bombina (fire-bellied toad)
Lineage: Eukaryota; Metazoa; Chordata; Amphibia; Anura; Bombinatoridae
Product: olfactory receptor 1044-like
Exons: 1
Coding region: 1-936 (311 amino acids)
Biological process (GO): G protein-coupled receptor signaling pathway
Cellular component (GO): membrane
Molecular function (GO): G protein-coupled receptor activity; olfactory receptor activity
Source: RefSeq, a predicted model, not a curated record